Messenger RNA from Aureobasidium musti, 663 nucleotides. The record is from the annotation of a GenBank genome assembly. Lineage: Eukaryota; Fungi; Ascomycota; Dothideomycetes; Dothideales; Saccotheciaceae.
AUGAAAUCCCCAGAGACUAUCAAGCUCGCAUCAACUAAAGAUGGAGUCGUGGUCUCAAUCCAUAAAGGAUUGCUGUGCUUCUUCUCUUCCUACUAUGCUGCAGCAUUGAAUGGAAAUUUUCUUGAAGCAGAAAAGGACCGUUUCGAGGUUGGACUAUCAGGCGCGCAACUUCAAGCUUUCGCAGAGUGGAUUUACACCGGUACUUUCAACGUGCAUGACCGCGAAGACGAGUUUCUUUUCAUCAGCCUGUACAUCUUUGCCGAUCUAGUGGAUAUCAUCGCACUUCGUCGCAGUGCUAUCAGCCAUAUUGCAGAUUUGAGCAUCGUAAGCUGGAGCAUGGUCGAACUGAUUCUCAAGAAUGUCACUCAGAAUUCACCUCUACGAAGACACGUUUCGGACAACUACAUCGCUCAUUGGAUGCCAACAACCGAUGCGAACAGACCACGUCUGCCAGACAGCCAGACCGACUCUGUUUACCUUGUGGCUCACUCCAACUUCAUGUUCGAGCUACUGAAGGGUGUUGCACUUCGUAAAGUCUCAGCCGACGAUGCAACCAAGUGUCCCUGUUGCAAUGACCUCUGCAAAUACCACGAACACGAGAGUGAUGAGGAGCGGGAAGCGAGUAUGUUGAUGCGCAUGAUUCAACUCGUAGCUACUUACUAA